Messenger RNA from Homarus americanus (American lobster), 2106 nucleotides. RefSeq names its product pescadillo-like. NCBI's taxonomy places the organism in Eukaryota, Metazoa, Arthropoda, Malacostraca, Decapoda, Nephropidae. Gene Ontology annotation, molecular function: RNA binding. The transcript has 10 exons. The coding region runs from base 110 to 2041 and encodes 643 amino acids. The record is from RefSeq and is a predicted model, not a curated record. Gene Ontology annotation, cellular component: PeBoW complex; nucleolus. Gene Ontology annotation, biological process: ribosome biogenesis; maturation of LSU-rRNA from tricistronic rRNA transcript (SSU-rRNA, 5.8S rRNA, LSU-rRNA).
GUAGAGUAAACGCCCGGUCCUGCACACACACGACCUGGCAACACGUGCGGCGAGGAAUUUAUUUGUUAAUUUAUUUGAGUGAAGCCUUUCAUAAGUGUGAAAUAACAAAAUGGGAGCAAAAAGGAAGAAGAAGGGAGAGUCAGGAGAGGCAACAAAAUACAUCACAAGAAAUGCAGCUGUCAAGAAGUUACAGCUCUCCUUGAAAGAUUUCCGGCGAUUGUGUAUUCUGAAAGGCAUAUAUCCACGUGAGCCAAACCACAGAAGAAAGGCACAGAAAGGAGACUCCAGGAUCAAGACCCUUUUCCUUGUGAAAGACAUUAGAUAUCUUCUUCAUGAACCAAUUAUCUGGAAGUUUAGGGAGCUUAGGACAUUCUUGAUAAAAACAAGCAAGGCAAAAGCUAGAAAGGAACGCGAUAAAGUAGAAAACCUGUACAAGAAUCCGCCAUUUUAUCGACUGGACCACAUCGUACAAGAGCGAUACCCUACCUUUGUUGAUGCCCUGCAAGAUCUGGACGAUCCUCUCACACUAUGCGUUCUCUUCUCCAAAAUGGCACGAACAUGGCGAAUACAGGAUGUGAUGCUGCAUAUUUGUCGUCGGUUGACUGUGGAGUUCAUGCAUUACGUCAUAGAAACACAAGGAUUAAGGAAGGCCUUCAUCUCCGUCAAAGGUUAUUAUUAUCAAGUAGAAGUAAUGGGACAAACAAUCACCUGGAUUGCACCACAUCCUUUCACUCCCCUGCCUACAACAGAUGUUGAUCUUCGUGUCAUGACUGUCUUCCUUGAUUUCUACAUCACAUUGUUGGGCUUUGUUAAUUUCCGACUCUAUCAUAGCCUGAAUAUCCACUACCCACCCAAGUUACAAGGCAUGAAGAGAGGUGAAGAAGAAGAGGAAGCAAGUGAGAGUUCAAUUGUAUCAGGGCGUGUAGCAUCACUGAAUAUCCCUCUGCAGAGAAAUAAAGUAGACGAUAAUGAUGAAGAGGGUGGCAUUGAUAUGCACCUGUUGGAAGAGGAUGAAGACAAGUUAAAGGCAGCACGAGAGGAACAGCAAAAGAAAAAGAAACAGCAGUCUCUCUUCAAGGGGCUUAAGUUCUUCCUGAACCGUGAGACUAACUUAGAGUCUCUCACUUUUGUCAUCAGGUCCUGCAUGGGAGAGGUAUCUUGGCAAAGUAGUACAGCUGAAGGCAGCACCUUCUUGGAGACAGAUGAGGCAAUCACACAUCAGAUUGUUGACAGACCGAUGCACCAACAAAAUUAUUUGUCCAGGUAUUACAUUCAACCUCAGUGGGUCUACGACUGUGUCAAUGCUCGUCUACUUCUUCCAGUCCAGGAUUACUUCCCAGGAGUUAACCUUCCAGCACAUCUUUCACCAUUUGAAAAAGAAAAUGACUUGUAUAUUCCACCAGAAAAGAAACUGCUUAUGGCUCGACAGAAAGGAGAGGUACCCAUAGACCUGCCUCAGAAAAUGGAAGAUAGUGACGAAGAUAAUGAGAAAGAAGUUUAUGAUUGGAAGAAAAUGAAAAGGCUAAAAACGAAAGAAUUUAAAGCAAAAAAGAGAGCAAUGAAGGAAAAAGAAAUGGAAAAUGAAAAAGUAAAUAAACCAAUGGAAGAAGGAAAGGAAACAGAAGAAGUAAGCAAACCAAUGGAAGAAGGAAAGGAAACAGAAGAAGUAAGCAAACCAAUGGAAGAAGGAAAGGAAACUGGAGAAGUAAGUAAACCAAUGGAAGAAGGAAAGGAAACUGGAAAAGUAAGUAAAGAAGUAAGCAAACCAGCAAAGAUACCUCUCCGUAAGAAAAUGAGGGUAAUCCGUGGCAAUGUGGCCCAACCUAAGCCGGCUGUCAUAGAGAGUCAAGAAAGAGAGGAGAAGAUGUUAGCAGUCAUGAUGAUACCCAAGAAGAAGAAGAGGUUGUACAAAAUCCUAAAUAGGAAAGAGAAGAGACAAACUGCCAAGGUAAAGCGAUUGACAGAGAAGAGGAAUCUUCUUGAGGAACAAAAGAAGAAAGACAAGGCAAACAAGUUAGCUGGAAGUGUACCAGAGAAAUAAGUUGUCAGAUGAACAGGAAAUUUUUAUUAUGUAUUAUAUGAGGUAGAAAUAUAGUUUAAACCUCA